UUUCUAUUACAUAUAUAUAAAUAUAAAUAUGUAUAUGUAGAUUGUUUUUGUUGUUUUUGUUGUUGUUAUUAUUUUUUUAUUGAUAUUUUUGCUUUUGCUUUUAUGAGCCUGGCUAUGGAGUUGUUCCUUGUCUGUAGCUUGUAGAUGCUGUUUAGCGGCGUGAGCGGCUGGCUGCUGGAAGUAGGGGGGGGGGGGCUUGUGUGUGAGAAGUGGAUCAGCAACAGCUGAGGAGCAGGAGAAGGAGGUGGAGGAGGAGGAAGAGCCGUGGAGGUAGCAGGGAGGUGAUGACCACUGAUGUGGUGAAGAAGAAGAAGAAGAAGACCAGAGGGAGGAAGGGAGGGAGGGAGAGGAGAGAAAGAGAGGAGAGGAGAGGAGAGUGAGAGAAGAAGAUAGGUGGAGGAAUCAUGGCGUCGUAAAUUAGUUUUCCAGACAGACAUUUAACAGUAACGGAAUUCUCGAAUAGGCGCAGGGGAGCAGUCUCCUGGUCCUUGUCUUGAUUGCGCCUCGUCUGAUCGGUGGUGAAUCAUUCGUAGAAUUGUUUAGGCUUUGGAGGCUUGCAACAAGGGAGAUAAUGGCGCAAGUGCUGACUGGUUGUAAGUAAGGGCGGGGACUGUGGGAGACUGGUGUGAAGACGAUGAGCUGAUAAGUGAGGAAGUGAUAGAGUAAUGGAGUGAGGGAGAGUGAGAGGAAAAAGGAGAGCUCAGGUUUGCAGAGUUUUAAGGGGGCGAGGAGGCUUUUCCGGUGUGUGUGUGUGUGUGUGUGCGUGUGUGCGUGUGUUUUUUUUUUUUUUUUUUUUUUUUUUUUUCUGAAAGAGUGCCGAAAAUGGCGCAGUUCGCGCUCAAAUUUUCGUCUGCCAAGGGGUGCUGCGUGGUGUUUUGGAGUUCAGGAUUUUGUUGUAGAUCGUAAUAUCUACUGUGGAUCUUUGACCAGGAGGUGGAUUUUGGAACUCCAUGUGCGUGUGUCCAAGGGCUUCGACAUUAGUGUUGCGAGUGCUUCUUACAGUGGACGCUUUGACUUAAGGGAUCUAUGGUUAGGUCGAGUUCGAGUCUACGAAGGAGCAGAUUUGGAAGAGAGCGAUAGAAUUGUCGCGACGAAGUUACAGCUCCUUCCUGCAGUUUCGAUCGGUAGGCUGUAGGAGUCUAACUUUAUUUCUGUCAAAUUUUGUCACAGCCUGGCCUGUGACCUUAGGGAGGUAAGAAGCUUUGAAACGGAGGGACGAAAGAAUCACAGGUCGAGUGUUUUUCUUUUCACAUACCGUAGGGGAACAGAAGUGGGGGUAUGCCUGGUCAUACGUUAAGUUUGCUACAAGCUGAACCAGAGUGGAAUGCGUAUACCUUAGUCUUUAAGCGACGACAGAACGAAAGUUCUUUAUCAUUCCUACUGGACUCAGUGACUGCGAUGCGAUGCUAACCUCCAGGAGUGCGUGCAUCCUGUAAGUACUACGGCCAGCUUGAAGACAUUGUUGUUCAGGAAAAGGGAUGGAGCACUGAAUGAGGCACUGGUAGACAUGCUCGUUUUGUCCAAGAGAAGACGUCAAAAUCCUGCGACUCGGAUCUUUAGUUACGCAUGCGUUCCAGGUUCCUCUCUCAAUAUAGUGCCGACCCUACAAAAGAAUUUUUCGGCAUCUCGCGAUGUACUCCAGUUCCCCAGCCAGGCUCUCCGCCUCGGGCUACGGUCCGGCUACCAUGGACCCUGGAGAGAGACGAAGUCUCAAUUCUGAGCUGUGGCACGCAUGUGCUGGGCCAUUAGUGUCUUUACCCCCCGUUGGCAGCCGUGUGGUGUAUUUUCCGCAAGGCCAUAUUGAGCAGGUUGCUGCAUCAACACAGAAGGAUGCUGACGCGCACAUUCCCAAUUACCCGAGUCUCCCCUCGAAAAUUAUUUGCUUACUUGACAAUGUCACACUUCAUGCUGACCCUGAAACUGAUGAAGUCUAUGCUCAAAUGAUUCUGCUUCCUAUUCAGAUAUCUGAGAAAGAAGCUUUGUUGUCUCCAGAUUUGGAAGUAGUCAACAAGCAGCCGACAGAAUAUUUUUGCAAGACCUUAACUGCCAGUGACACUAGUACUCAUGGCGGCUUCUCCAUUCCACGGCGUGCUGCUGAGAAAGUUUUCCCACCCUUGGAUUUUACACGGGUUCCUCCAGCCCAAGAACUUGUUGCACGGGAUCUUCACGAUCAGGAAUGGCAUUUUCGUCAUAUUUACAGAGGUCAACCUCGUAGGCAUCUUCUCACUACUGGGUGGAGUGUAUUUGUCAGUGCUAAGAGAUUGCAAGCAGGUGACUCGGUAUUGUUUAUAAGAGAUGAUAAAGGCAAUCUCUUGUUGGGCAUAAGGCGGGCGAACAGGCAACAAACGGUCAUGCCGUCUUCAGUACUAUCAAGUGAUAGCAUGCACUUCGGGGUCCUUGCAGCUGCCAGUCAUGCUGCAGCUACGAGCAGUCGCUUUAAAAUUUUCUACAACCCAAGGCAAAGUCCAUCUGAGUUUGUCAUUCCUCUAACAAAAUACCACAAGGCUUUAUAUAACACUCAAUUCACAGUGGGCAUGCGCUUCCGAAUGGUGUUUGAAACCGAGGAAUCGAGUGUAAGAAGGUAUGUGGGCACGAUUACUGGUUUAGGGGAUCUCGAUCCUAUUAGAUGGCCCAAAUCACAUUGGCGUUCACUCAAGGUUGGAUGGGAUGAAUCUACGGCUGGUGAAAGGCAGCACAGAGUGUCUCUUUGGGAGAUUGAACCCUUGACUACGCCGUUUCUGCUCUGCCCUCCUCCCCUUGCUUUGAGAUCGAAGCGUCCUCGGGGCAUGCCUGGAGAAGAUGAUUUGGAGAUGUUGAUGAAAAAGUCACACAUGUGGCCCAACGACAGUGACCCAUUGGGAUUGCAAAAAUUUGGUGGCUUGGCGAUGAACACCUCUUGGAUGCGACUACCCCAACAGAAUGUCGGAUCCAUGGUACCUUCAUCUCAGAAUGAGCAGUACCGUGCUCUUGCUGCAGCGGCCUUGCAAGAAAUUCGGACUGCAGAUUCCUCGAAACAGUUGCUGGCUCAAUCACCGCUGUUGUCACAGCUGCAUUUUCGUCAGCACCAGUCUCAUCCUCAACCUCAGCAACUCAUGCAACACAUCAAUGACGUUCCAGGCCCUCAAUUGCAGAUGUCCACAUGCCAAACACAAACCACAGAUUUGGGAAACCCCGCUAGGUCAUCAAGUUACAGAGAAUCCGACGUGCAGCUGGGUCCUCCCGCUACGACGUCUAAUUCCUUCUCCUAUCAGGAGAUGAUGGGAAGGGCUCCAAGUAGUAACCCAUUAACCUCUAAUGGGGGGCAUCAACUCACGAGUAUGAUGCGAACAAGUCAAAAUGGAUUGCAGCCCUGCGGGACAAUGCAAGAGUUUAUUCAGGGUUCCACGCCCUGGUUUCCAAAUCAACCUGAUUCUCAAUCACUCAUCCUAUCCCAACACACUCGUGUUGAGGCGCCCAGCGGUGGAGUGCCCGGAUCUUUCGCGCUGCCCCAAAACAACGAAUCAGCAUUGCAAGAUGUUACAGGCAAGAACGUGCUUCUAUCUGCAUACGGCCCGCCGGCUACUCCAGAUUCCAUGGGCAAUGGUAUGAUGUCUGGUGAGGUGUUGGAUGAAAAUGGAUUAUUUCAGCGUAAUACAGGAUGGCCACCUGCAUCGUCUCAGCGCACCUUCACCAAGGUGCACAAGCUUGGAUCAGUUGGGAGAUCUUUGGAUGUUAGGAUCUUCAAUACUUACGCAGAACUUAGGAAGGAACUGGCUAAGAUGUUUCAUUUGGAUUGCUUGAUGGAAGAUCCUCCCACAUCAGGAUGGCAAAUCGUGUUUGUCGACAAUGAAAAUGACACACUUCUUUUAGGCGAUGAUCCAUGGGAAGAUUUCUUGAACUGCGUACGUUCGAUCAAAAUUCUCUCGCCGUCAGAAGUGACACAGAUUAGUCAGGAUCAGCUGAAGAUGCUGGAGACAGUCCCAGUGCAACACUUGCAGCCACAAAGAUUAAUCAGUAGCGACUCCGGCGAGGUGUACCCUCAAAGUUCCCUUCCUGAUCCUUCAAGUGGGCUUUAGACCACUGAGUCGCAGCCCAAGAGAAAAGAGAAGCAACUUCCUACGAUAUAUUUAGCUUGCAUAACUGGGAAGUUAGUUUGGUUCCUCAAUUCCAUGCACGAAGAUUCGCCAAUUUGGUCUCAAGAUUAUGCCAUGAUUUACAUUCUGGCACUGGACGUGCAGGAACAUGACGAUUUGUAACUACUGCUAAAGCCAAAUCUAAACAACCUCGAACAAUAUCACAACCUGUUCUAUGUAACCCUUAACAGUUGGUGCGAUUCCCAGUCAGAGAAGAUGAAACACAAGUUGUAGUAAUAUCACAAAUCCUCAUUUUUGUGCAAUCCUAUCAGCAACACAUUGUACUGUUCACAGUAAAAGACGAGGAAAGACUACCAUUCCUCGUAACGACGGUGCACGGGGAGCUCGUGUACUCAAACUUGCGCUAACAGUCUCCUAUAUUUGCUUGCCAAUGUGUUUUUCCAGAAUCCUCUACUAAUUGAAUGAAAUCGGGCGCUUGAGAAUAAUA
This is a messenger RNA of Physcomitrium patens, 4560 nucleotides long. NCBI's taxonomy places the organism in Eukaryota, Viridiplantae, Streptophyta, Bryopsida, Funariales, Funariaceae. The record is from RefSeq and is a predicted model, not a curated record.